GGUGGCUCGAGGACCGGGGGCAGAAACACUGAGCAGACCCAACUCAGAGCACGAGCACGGAGGAGAUAGAGCGCGAGGCAGCACGCUGAUCUGUGAGGCUCCCCGCGCGCGUUAAAGUCUCUCACUGUCUGUUCUGAGCCUCUGAGCCGACCCGCCUGGUCACCAUGGCAGACGACUUGGACAUGCGGAAUGAACUGACCAACCUGCAGGAGAGAGCCGACCAGCUGGCCGAUGAGUCGCUGGAGAGCACUCGGCGCAUGCUGCAGCUGGUGGAGGAGAGCAAAGAUGCUGGUAUCAGAACUUUGGUUAUGCUGGAUGAGCAGGGAGAACAACUGGAGCGCAUCGAGGAGGGGAUGGAUCAGAUCAAUAAGGACAUGAAAGAAGCAGAAAAGAAUUUGACGGAUCUAGGAAAUCUCUGUGGUCUUUGUCCGUGUCCCUGUAACAAACUGAAAGGUGGGGGUCAGUCCUGGGGCAAUAAUCAGGACGGAGUGGUGUCCAGCCAGCCGGCCCGCGUGGUGGACGAGCGUGAGCAGAUGGCCAUCAGUGGAGGCUUCAUCCGCAGGGUAACGAACGACGCACGAGAGAAUGAAAUGGAUGAAAAUCUGGAGCAGGUCGGGGGCAUCAUCGGAAACCUGCGCCACAUGGCCCUCGACAUGGGCAACGAAAUCGACACUCAGAACCGCCAGAUCGACAGGAUUAUGGAGAUGGCUGAUUCUAACAAAACUAGGAUUGAUGAGGCCAACCAGCGUGCCACAAAGAUGUUGGGAAGUGGCUAAACUGCAAAA
Messenger RNA from Pygocentrus nattereri (red-bellied piranha), 785 nucleotides. RefSeq names its product synaptosome associated protein 25b (gene snap25b). The transcript has 8 exons. Bases 165 to 776 code for a protein of 203 amino acids. The record is from RefSeq and is a predicted model, not a curated record. Gene Ontology annotation, cellular component: synaptobrevin 2-SNAP-25-syntaxin-1a-complexin I complex; plasma membrane. Gene Ontology annotation, biological process: synaptic vesicle fusion to presynaptic active zone membrane; synaptic vesicle priming; exocytosis. Lineage: Eukaryota; Metazoa; Chordata; Actinopteri; Characiformes; Serrasalmidae. Gene Ontology annotation, molecular function: voltage-gated potassium channel activity; syntaxin-1 binding; SNAP receptor activity.